AUGACAUUGCAAACACACAUCCACGUCUCGAGCGAGCAGGGCCUAUCCAGCAUUACUACCUUGAUUGUAGGCAGUAAAAGUGCUGCCCUCAUCGAUCCUCCUUUUCUGAUCCCGGAUGCCAAAUCUAUCGUCACUUGGAUUAAAGACAAGACAUCUCUGCCAUUGAGAGCAGUAUUUGUGACCCACCACCAUCCCGAUCACUUCUUCUCUGCCAACCCUAUCCUCGAGGCCUUCCCAGACUCAAGAUUCUUGGCUGCACCAUACGUUCGUGCAGGAAUUGAUCGCGAGUAUGAGGAGAAGGUCAAGUACUGGCCAUUGGUGAUGGGAAAGGAGAUGGUGCCUGAGCAGCCAAGGAAGCCCGAUGUAUUCGAGCAUAGCUUCUUCGUGCUUGAUGGAGAUGAGCAGUCGCCGAUAUGUCUGCUUGGUCCGGUGCAGGGUGACUCGAUAGAUCAGACAUUGUUCUGGUUGCCAACGGAGAAGACGAUCGUUUGCGGUGAUGUGAUAUAUGCGAGGAGCACGCACGUCUGGGCGGCCGAGAUAGAAACACCACAGAUCUUGCACGCGUGGCAGAAAUCGCUUGAUCUCAUCGCAUCUCUGAACGCCACCAAGAUAAUCCCAGGACAUCUGGAAAGUGGCUGGGAAAUGGACGGUCAAGCUGAUCUGGCACACACUCGUAAAUAUCUGCAGCUCUUCGACGACCUCAUUCAGAACGCUUCUCAGCAGCACGAAGUCGAUGAACUGUAUCGAAAGUUCAAGGAAGCCUUCCCUAAAGCUGAUAAGAAUCUCGACUUCUUCCUCGGCCAACUUAGCAAUGCUUUCGGCGCUGGGGGUAAAAAAUGGGAAGAAAAUAGACACCAUAAUGUUGAUCAGCGUACGAAGGAGCAACUUGAAGGAUUCAUCAUCUGA
Aureobasidium namibiae CBS 147.97 is the source of this 906-nucleotide messenger RNA. Its product is annotated as putative metallo-beta-lactamase domain protein. The record is from RefSeq and is a predicted model, not a curated record. The coding region runs from base 1 to 906 and encodes 301 amino acids. The transcript has 2 exons. NCBI's taxonomy places the organism in Eukaryota, Fungi, Ascomycota, Dothideomycetes, Dothideales, Saccotheciaceae.